Molecule: messenger RNA, 741 nt
Organism: Calypte anna (Anna's hummingbird)
Lineage: Eukaryota; Metazoa; Chordata; Aves; Apodiformes; Trochilidae
Gene: RPL15
Product: ribosomal protein L15
Exons: 4
Coding region: 73-687 (204 amino acids)
Biological process (GO): cytoplasmic translation
Cellular component (GO): ribosome; cytosolic large ribosomal subunit
Molecular function (GO): structural constituent of ribosome; RNA binding
Source: RefSeq, a predicted model, not a curated record
GCCGCCGCAAGGGAUUGUCGGAAAGAGGCCUCUUCCUUUCCGGUGCUGGGCGCCAUCAGCAGGUAGACAAACAUGGGUGCCUACAAGUACAUCCAGGAGUUAUGGAGGAAAAAGCAGUCGGAUGUGAUGCGGUUCCUCCUGCGGGUCCGCUGCUGGCAGUACCGCCAGCUCUCUGCCUUGCACCGAGCUCCUCGGCCCACCAGACCAGACAAAGCUCGCAGGCUGGGAUAUAAGGCCAAGCAAGGUUACGUUAUCUACCGUGUCCGUGUUCGCCGAGGUGGUCGUAAGCGCCCCGUCCCGAAAGGUGCAACCUAUGGUAAACCUGUGCAUCAUGGUGUUAACCAGCUGAAGUUUGCCCGGAGCCUUCAGUCUGUAGCAGAGGAGCGUGCUGGCCGUCACUGCGGGGCUCUGAGAGUCUUGAACUCAUAUUGGGUGGGUGAAGAUUCCACUUACAAGUUUUUUGAAGUCAUCCUGAUCGAUCCCUUCCACAAGACCAUCAGGCGCAACCCAGAUACCCAAUGGAUCACCAAGCCCGUCCACAAGCACAGGGAGAUGCGGGGGCUGACAUCGGCCGGGAGGAAGAGUCGUGGUCUUGGCAAGGGCCACAAAUUCCACCACACCAUUGGUGGCUCACGUCGUGCCGCCUGGAGAAGGCGCAACACCCUGCAGCUGCACCGCUACCGCUAGUUCUUGUCAAUGUAACAACUUAAUAAAGCUGAUGAGGGUCGUUGAAUUUAAAAA